Molecule: messenger RNA, 2463 nt
Organism: Hirsutella rhossiliensis
Lineage: Eukaryota; Fungi; Ascomycota; Sordariomycetes; Hypocreales; Ophiocordycipitaceae
Product: peptidase m60, enhancin and enhancin-like domain-containing protein
Exons: 4
Coding region: 1-2463 (820 amino acids)
Biological process (GO): DNA integration
Molecular function (GO): nucleic acid binding
Source: RefSeq, a predicted model, not a curated record
AUGGCCCAAGACAUGCUGACGGCCCUGAGAGACGCAUCAACCCACCGCCGCUGGCCCAAGAAAUGGCGAAAGGAACUUCGCGUAGCAAUGGCAGACUGCUCUGUCAUUGGGAAUCGCAUAUACUACCGCGAGAAGCUCUUCAUACCACCCAACGAUCAGGAACUAAAGACCCAGGUUAUUUACCCCUCUGUCUUUAUCAGCCGAGUCUAUUGCCUCCAUGGCACACCCGACAAUGUCAUCUCCGACCGCGGUUCCCAAUUCAUCUCCGAGUUCUGGCGCCAAGUCUCCGACCGCCUAGGAGUUCGACUCCGCCAUUCUUCCGCCUUCCACCCAGAGACAGACGGACAAACGGAACGGAUCAACGCAGGCAUCGAACAAUAUCUGAGAGCAUUCAUGAACUUCCACCAAGACGACUGGGUCGACUGGCUCCCUCUUGCCGAGUUCGCCACGAACAACGUUACAUCUGAGACCACGGGAGUAUCACCAUUCUUCGCUAACUAUGGGUUUCACCCCAAACUCGGCACUGAACCAACCAAGCCACUGCCGCCAAACCAGUCCGCAGCCCAACGACGAGAGUUCCUCAAAGCAAACAACAUCGCCGACCGCUUUGAGCGUAUUAUCACUCAGCUGAAAGCCCUUGCAACCCAAGCCGCCAGACGCUACGAGGAGAACGCCAACCUCAAUCGAGAAGAUGCUCCUCAGUACGCCGAAGGUCAAGAAGUCUACGUAAGCACGAAGAAUAUGAAGACAAACCGGCCGAUGAAGAAAGGAGACGACAAGUGGGCAGGACCAUUCCCAAUUCUGAAAGUCUACCUCGUUCAUGCUUGCUUAAACUCCCGAGGAAUGAAGAUCUUUCCCGUGUUCCACAACUCGCUCCUACGACCGAAACCAGAAGCAAAUGGACGAGUCCUAGAACGCGAUGACGAGACAGGAGAACUAGUCGAAAAAUGGCUAUUUGACGGGCUACUAAAUAGCCGCAGAGACGUUGAUGGCCUACAUUACCUAGUCAAGUGGAAACACUAUGACCCUACCUGGCAACCGCUGACGUCGUACGUCCAGGACUCAGCUACCGGCAAGCUCAAGGAAUCGGAUCACCAGAAAUGGCAGCAUCAGUGGGAGACGCGUGCCGCAGAGACGUAUAAGCAAUCCGAUCCGUCCGUCUUUCCUCAGCCGCGCACCAUAACUGUGACUGCUGUCCCCGGGGCCGAGGACGAGCGGCAGCGGCUGAAGCAGCAGUUCAAAUGGGCCGACUUUCAGCCCACGGGCUUCUACUUGAACCCAAACGCCCCACUGACCGUCUCCGUCUCCGGCGUAAGCGGGGCCGGCCGGAAGCCCGAGAUUCUUGUGGGGACCCCGGCCUUGGUCAAUCCGACGCACCUGAAGGAAGUAUUGCCCACAGGGCUGGACUCCUCCGGACCGCUGGGCAACGGUAACCAUCAGGUUUCCCACCCGCUUGGCGGCAUCAUGUAUAUCCGCUACACCCACGCUGCCGGCCAGAGCGUACCGCGCGUCACCGUCACCUUGGCCCAGGGGGACGCGGCCCAGCCGUUUCCGCUAUACCGCCAAGGCGUGACGACCUUGUCGCUGUGGAAGAAGCUGCUGAGCGUCACCAAGGUGCCUUUCGCCGAGCACACCGGCAAGCGCGUCAUCAUGACCGGACUGGCGGCACACGCCAAGAUUUAUGCCGAUAAAGGGCUGGAUCAGGAUGUGCUAUUAGAUACGUACGGGAGCAUUAUCACCGCCCAGGACGACAUCAGCGCUCUCACCUCCAGCGCCCCCAGCCCUAGAGAUAGACCGAGCUCACUGCGUCCUAUAGUCGUGCAGACCAGGACGGACGCCAACCCAAACUCGUCCAACUUCCGCGCUGCUGUUCCCGCCGGCAACCACAAAUAUAUGUACUGGCAGAAUGUUACACGCCAGUCUUGGAUGAUCUGGCACGAGCUCGGGCACCAUCGCCAACAUAGCUAUACGUGGAGCUGGCGCGACAUGACAGAGGAUACCGUGAAUAUCUACAGUCUCGCUGCCCGCCGCCUCGUCCCCGAGAUUCCUAGCAAGGUUAUUACGCACGGCACCAUCAAAGAGUGGGAAUAUGCCAAGAAAUAUCUCGCCCAAGACCCCAGCAUGAAGGUUUUUGAGUCGGCCGGCCAUUUCGUUCGCCUUGUUUUGUUUGAACAGCUCCGUGUCGUGUUCGGCGACGCCUUCUACCAUCAACUUCACAAAAACUCGCGGGCGGGAGAAAACAAGAAGAGCGAUGCCGAUAAGAAGCACUACUUUAUGACCCAAGCGGCGCAGCUUGCGGAGGAAAACCUGACUGACUACUUUACGAAAUGGGGGCUUAAGCCUGAGCGCCGCACCAUCGACGAGAUGGAGAAACAGCCCGACCCGGUUGAAGACUAUACAAAACGACCCGUCUACGGAGGUGAGAAGGAUGAAGCGAGGCACUUGGAACUUCGGGGGGUUUAA